AUGACUCUCAAAUCGACGAUCCGCAGCUUGCGGAAUAACCCCCAAUUUCUUUUCGUCCGCCUCCCCAAGAUCCUUUCGUUCCUCUGCGUCGUUGUAGGCGUGGCUUGGUUACUCUUACUUCCGUUGGACGAAUAUUCGCGGCAGACUUACAUCUCCGAGAAUGCACUUCUACCGGGCCAGGUACAUGCUUAUUUCACCGGCAGUGAGCAGAACAUCUUCCGAGGCUACAAGAAGGAGCUUCAGGGGUUGAUCCAACAUGGUCGCGACAAUGGACCGUUCAAUCCCGAGGAGGUGUCCACCCCAGCAAUCUCGAACAAGAUCUCUUCGAUGCUGCGCGAUGCUGGACUCAAAGUCGCGACUCAAAAGUACGAGUAUACAUCUGCGGGAAUUACAUACCAGGGAGAGAACGUCUACGGUAUCAUUCAUGCACCGAGAGGGGAUGCGACGGAGGCGAUUGUCCUCGUUGCUGCGUGGAAAACGGCCGAUGACGAAUUGAACCUGAACGGGGUCACCCUCGCUCUGACUUUGGCGAGAUACUUUAAAAGAUGGUCGCUUUGGUCCAAAGACAUCAUUCUCGUGUUCCCUCCCGACAGCAAGACCGGUACUCAGGCCUGGGUCGACGCAUACCAUGAUUUACAUCCUGCAUCUGUUCAGCCGCUACCGUUGAAGAGUGGUGCAUUGCAGGGAGCGCUGGUCAUCGAGUAUCCCUUUGAGCACCAUUUCCGCACCCUCCACAUUGUAUACGAUGGUGUUAAUGGCCAACUGCCGAAUCUCGAUCUCUUCAACACGGCCGUGGCGAUUGCGACCGGCCAGAUGGGCAUGGGCGCCAACCUCCAGGAGAUGUUGGGGCAUGACAAUAGCUACCGGGACCGUUUGAAGACUAUGAUGCGAAGCAUGACCAAACAGGGUCUUGGCUACGCCACCGGGGCACACAGUAGUUUCAUGCCGUAUCACAUCGAUGCCAUUACUCUCCAGCCCAAGGGUGAGGGUUGGGAGGACGAAAUGGCGCUCGGCCGGACAAUUGAAAGUCUUUGUCGCAGCUUGAACAACUUGCUCGAGCAUCUGCACCAAAGCUUUUUCUUCUACUUGCUCAUGCAAACCAACCGUUUCGUCAGUAUUGGAACUUACUUGCCGAGUGCCAUGCUGAUUGCCGGUAACUUCACGAUUAUGGCAAUUGCGCUUUGGAUGCGAAGUGGCUACCACUCAGAUACCAAGAAAAUGCUCUCUACAGGCCCGAAUGAUGCGGCAAUCAAGAACGAAAAGGCAUCCAGUACCACUACAGGCAGCUCCCAGGCCCACGAAGCUAAGAACAACGGAAGUGCGCCAGUCGCCGAGCGCGUCUUGGCUCUACCACUGACCCUGGUCAGUGGACUACACUUGCUUGGAUUAGUACCGCUGUGGACAUUCAACACAAUCUUCCAUCAGUACUUUACAAUCGCCACGUAUACUUUUGUCGUCGUGGAUAUUACCCUUCCAUUGAUCCUCGCCGCAUGGCUCUCCCACGGCCUGGGCAUUUCCAAGCCUUUUAUCCCUCAGCAAUAUCUCCUGGUCAAGUCAUUCGCCUUGCUCAUCCUGGGCCUCUGUCUGUCCACAUUGGCCACGCUCAAUUUCUCACUGUCUUUUAUGAUUGGUCUUCUUUGUGCACCGCUCAGCUUCGUCACUCGGAUCACCGGCUCGGCCUCGACGCGCUAUCCCGCCGCCAUCUUGGGUCUAGGGUUAAUGAAUCUUCUCUCUCCGCCUGCGGUGCUUAUCGGCGUCUGCUGGUACACCGGGGUCCCGAUUGAGACGGUCUUGACGCAGGCGGCCUUUGGCUGGGACGUUUGGGGUAUGUGGACCCAGGUGGUCGUCUGGUGUGUUUGGUGGCCAGCUUGGUUGACGGGGUGUGUCCUGAUCGGCUCAUCUCUAUUUUGA
Messenger RNA from Penicillium oxalicum, 1911 nucleotides. Its product is annotated as GPI-anchored transamidase subunit GAA1. NCBI's taxonomy places the organism in Eukaryota, Fungi, Ascomycota, Eurotiomycetes, Eurotiales, Aspergillaceae. Gene Ontology annotation, biological process: attachment of GPI anchor to protein. The transcript has 5 exons. Bases 1 to 1911 code for a protein of 636 amino acids. Gene Ontology annotation, cellular component: membrane; GPI-anchor transamidase complex. The record is from RefSeq and is a predicted model, not a curated record.